AACCGUCAGUCUCGCGCACGACUUCGAAGUGGGAGGACGCGUUGUUCCUUGCACUGUUGGUUUGAUUUUUCGACGUGGAAAAAUCGAUCGUACUCGCUGAAUUUCGACGACGCCUCUCAACGUCGACAGGCAUAUUCAUGUUACAACGAGAAACUCGACUCAUCGCAGUACUGACAAAUAACGUAAAUCAUUCGCGUAUUACGUGAAUAACCUCUACACGCGAAUUCGGAUGUGCGUAGUAUUGUGAAUACGUUCUUUUUUUUUUGGUGUACAUCGCUUUGAUCAAUCGCUUGGUGUAUAUUAUUCUUCUUAAAGGUGUUUAUCUCGUUCUAUCUAUUUUGAACCGAAUUUAUUAUGUUACUACCGAUCGCGCGUGCGAUCGUCACAUUAUUUUGACCGAAGGUGCGCACGACUACGAGAACAGGACCAACGCUGCAAAAUGUUACCACAGACUCCUGACAUCAUUCCCACUACUCUUAAUCAACAAAAAUGUGUGAAAGCACGUGCGUUGUACGACAACAUAGCCGAAGCACCAGACGAGUUGGCUUUUCGAAAAGGUGAUGUUCUGACCGUAUUGGAGCAGAACACGGCGGGUCUCGAAGGCUGGUGGCUGUGUGUUCUGCGAGGAAGACAGGGAAUCUGUCCAGGAAAUCGAUUAAGAAUUCUGGCUGGACAAUAUGAUACUGGAGGUUGUUUGAUCGGUAGCAGAGCUGAUUUGAAUAUUUCUGAAGACGGUCUACAGAGGCACGGAAAACGUCGCAGCUGGCACGUACAACCAAAUAGGGUCGUGACACCGCAAAAGUGCGGCGACGUGUACCUGUACGAUUUACCAGCGAGUCGCGGAAGUCCUGCACCACCCUCCAGACACGAUUCACCCCUCAAUUCGAACAACGAACAUUUGCACAAUACAGGACGAUACAUGACAAGCGCCAGAAGCUCCGUCGACAAUGGUGGUGACGUGACCGACUGUUACGAUGUUCCACCGCGAGCAAUUCCUGUGAUUCCAUCUCCUGCAAGUAGUCCGAGUCCUGCCCCAUCUUGCUACGAUAUUCCAAGGCCACCGACAUCCUGCACUCCCAACUCGAAUUGUUCUGGUGGCUCUGGCAUCACUCCUUUAGAUUGUUACGACGUACCACGACCUUUACAACCAUUGACACCAAGUAGUUCAGCUUCCAGUCUGACCAACGAUGGAUCGCUCAGUGGAUCUAAUAGAUCGAGCCUCGCCGCUCCAGAUUACGACGUGCCACGGCCACGUCUUCCAGCAUCGUCGUUACCAUCACGGCACAACACACCGGUCCCUAAAACGCCAACGCCACCGCCACCUCCUAUGCAAACGCAGCAAAUUUACGACGUACCGAUUAACAAGGAACUUCCAUUGGAAUUGGAUGCCGCGCUGGAAGGUCUUCAAAGGUUGCAGAGCGAAGCUUCAGCAGCGAUAGCCAGGUUAUUGGGUUUCGUUAGUCCUGGCUGGAGAACGCCGCAACGACUGGAUGCUACAUUGAUGGAUUUGAGGCUCGCAGCAUUGAGAUUGAGAACGUCGUUACACGAUCUCGCUGAAUUUGCCGAAGGUACGCUCGGUAACGCGGCUAAAGCGCCGGACAAGGGUCUUGCAACGAAAUUACGGCCUCUGGUUAAGGCACUUCGUGACUCCGACAAGCUCGUGCAGGAAGCCGCCACCGAGUUGGACACGAUGGAAUGGGACGCGGGUAAGCUCUGUCGCGGUGGUGGUGACACGCCGACACCUACGAACGGGCCACCACCUUCCCUUCUGCCGACGGUUCAACCGGAUCCACUCGAUCAGCUGAUCGCGUGCGCCCGAGCACUCACGGAAGACGUUCGUCAGGUCGCCAGUUUCAUUCAGGGAAAUUCCACGUUGUUGUUCAAACGAUCAUCCAUCAUCUCGACGGGCAGCAGCAACAACAGCGGCGCUGGGGAAGAUUACGAUUACGUUAAUCUCGACUCGAGAGAGAUCGUGGCGAAGCAACGAGAGGAACUAAGAGCAUCCUUACCUCAGGAACUCCGUAGCAGUUACGAUCUACUAGUGUCCGAGGCGGACAAUGCGGCCAUUCAAAUGCCACCUACGACACCGACGCCCAUGGAUCCCAACGACAAACAAUUGUUGGCUUUCUACGCGGCUCAGGUGAUCACACACGGUGCACACCUAACUCACGCCAUUGACGCCUUCUUGCAAACCGUCGAGCAUAAUCAGCCACCCAAGGUCUUUCUGGCACACGGCAAAUUCGUCGUCCUUAGCGCCCAUCGACUCGUUCACAUUGGUGACACCGUGCACAGGAACGUGACGAGAAACGACGUGAGAACGCGAGUUCUUCAAUGUGCGAACGCCCUCAACGAAGCACUCGCACAGACCGUCUCGAAGACGAAACAGGCGGCACAAUUCUUUCCUAGCGUGACUGCGGUACAAGAGAUGGUCGAUAGCGUCGUUGACGUUUCUCACUUGGCCAAAGAUCUCAAAGUCGCCAUGAUACAUGCUGCGCAGCAACCAUGAAUUUAUUUUUGCACUAGCAAAACGUGAUUGGAUAACGAAAGGUAGAAAGAUAAAGAGCGAGAGCGAGCGAGAGAGAAAGAGAGAGAGAGAGAGAAAGAGACCGUGAAACGUCGAUAGGAAGUAGAGACGUGACUCUAACAUGAAUUUCUUCACUGUGUUGAGGAGAGAACAAGAAAAUCAAUGUCUCUUAGAUCGUUCUAUAGUAACUCGAAGGUGUUUGAAGGUCCUACAACGUGAAUGUUUAGAGACGAUAAUCAAUAACGUCGUAAUAUUGUCGGCCGACCGUCAGGGAGUUUAAUAUCGUUUGCUGUGACGUUAACUGACCUGGAUUUUGACGAUUAAAUGAAUAAGAGUAUAGCCGUUGGACGUGUCUUUUUUGGAUGAACAGAUAAGACGAAAGAGAAAAAUAUUCUCGGAACUUGAACAUCUCCCUUUUUCUUCUUUUUAAAAAUAAGGAGUCUUUAGGCCUACGAUUUAUUAGAAAUACGCAACUGCCAAAGCACAGGUAUAGUAGUAGGGAAGGGAGACCAAUGAAAAAGAAAAAAAAUAAGAAAAAAGUAAAAAGAACAAAAAAAAACAGAAAAAAAAGAUUUAUAUAAAUGUAUUCGAGAAUUAAAGAUAUCGUAGUAUUUUAUAGAGGAAACGUAACCGUGUCAUUUUUCGAGUAGAUACGAAAUCCGUACGUCGAAUACACAAACUUGUCCUUUCGUGCUAAUUACGAGUGCUGCGUUCGGAACAAAUCGAAAUUUGCUAAUAAUUAUUACCCGCUAUAUAACGAACUGCCUUUUGAAAGUUUCUGAACGAUUUUAACGGAUCAAACAAAACGAACAAGCAAUUUGCACAAAUUGAUAAAAAGAAAAAAAAAAGAAAAAAGAAAAAAAAAUCAAAGAUCGGAUCUUCUUUACAACGGUCACAUUCACUCGAAAAUAUUGAUUGAUAUUAGUUUAGUUUAUAGAAUUAAAGUAAAUUUUUAUGUAACACCGGAUUUUAUACAAAACUUUUACGAUGUCGGAUUUUCGACGUAUUUUAUCGGUUGAAUAUCCGUAUAUUUCUACAGCUCUUCCAAAACAGCCUAUACCGAAGUUCCGAAAUUCUAAAUAAUUAAUAAACGACACGGAUCACUAGAGACAAUGACUAUAAUAAUUAGUGCUACGAUUAAAAGAGUAAUAAGUAAGAAGUGUGCAACAAAGUUCCAUUUUCUUCCGCCUUCAUGACGGAUCUUGACAUGAAAUAUCGAUAACGAGCCGUAUUUAUAUAAUUACUGGUCAUUCGGCAGCAAUUUUGUGAUUAAUACGAUCGUUUAGAAAGAUUGAAGUCCCUUUAUAUCGGAUCAAAAUAAGCGUGCGCAGCUGUUCGAGCACAAAACAGAAAUACCUCAGCAGAUUUUGCGACGCUAAUUGCUAUUAGAGUACGAAAUUGUACGUAAUGGUGAAUAGUUUAUAUCGCACUUUAUUUUUUAGAGAUUGUAUAAUCGAGCGAGAAUAACGUAAGCCUAUGCGCGUGAUCUCUCAUCGACGAGGAGUGUAUUAUAAUUUAUUGGCAGUGUUCUGUAAAAUAUUGCAUUUGUGCGGAUUACAUAGCGUUCUUGUAUAUUUAGAAUUUGCAUAUACAUAUAAUAUAGAUGGUUAAACCAUUAGGUGCUCAUCAUACAUGUCGAUUCAUUGUCUUUUUAAGACACCAACAGGCAGUAAUAUUAUAUCGAUUGAUAUUCUUUCUAUCGAAACGUACGCGCAGCAUAUUACUGUUUCAAUUAUCUCAGAAUCAUUUAGCAUCAUCCGCUUUUCUCAUUUCCCUUUUGUACAUUGUACCUGGAUCAAUUUGUUCGCAAAUAUCAUAGCUACGAUAACGUCGUUAGGAUUGCUCGUACGCCUACCUAUUUUUUUAUCUUUAUAUCGUUCGAGCAAAAGAUUACAAAUAAUUGCAUUCGUUGAGUGGGAGAAAAAGCGCGUUAAUGUCGACGCGCUCCUUAAUGCUGUGCUUAAGAGUCGAACGAAAUACAAACACCAACGACUUUGUUCCUGACGAUACUUACGAUCCAAUAAUACUUUGUACGUGAACGUUUAAGUUAUUCUUCGGGCAGCAUGUCUUUCGAAAUGGAUCGAUCGCGUUGUUUUAAGAUCGUUUAAUGUACAUAGACGUAUUUAUACACAUUAUAAUUAAUCCUAUUAAAAGCGACAUAUGUAUACACAAAAUAGAAUACAAGAUAUGAUAGCCAAAUGCAACAAUGGAGUAAACGUAUUAAAGAAUCGUGCAAUGUCAGAUGUAAUUUUUAAGUGUCAAAUUGUACUCAAAGAAGUAUUUACAGGAAGCAUUUAUCGAAUUGCCACGAAUUUUAUUUCGAACGAAUGAAUAAAUUUCAAAAUGUCACAAAGA
Messenger RNA from Vespula vulgaris, 4879 nucleotides. It is a transcript of the gene p130CAS, whose product is annotated as breast cancer anti-estrogen resistance protein 1. The transcript is spliced from 9 exons. Lineage: Eukaryota; Metazoa; Arthropoda; Insecta; Hymenoptera; Vespidae. Gene Ontology annotation, biological process: cell migration; cell surface receptor protein tyrosine kinase signaling pathway. Gene Ontology annotation, cellular component: cytoplasm; plasma membrane. The record is from RefSeq and is a predicted model, not a curated record. Bases 440 to 2506 code for a protein of 688 amino acids. Gene Ontology annotation, molecular function: protein binding.